GCUCCUAACUACUGUAUCCCGUCAGUCAAAGUCAAUGUCUGAAUUUGUUUUUUUUUAUCAUAAAUUCUUGAUUAGCUCUAUUUGCAUCAGAAAAAAACAUUCAUUCAAAUUAUUUAUAACUCGUCAGCACGUUAACAAAAAAUACCAUUAGAGUAAAUAUGUAAAAUUUUUGCUUAAAAAUGCCCAAUUUAUUUAAUUUCCCUCUUGUUGAAUGUUGAAGCAGGUUUAUACCUUAAAUUGAAGUGGGUGUGCUGCAAUUUGCUGUGUUUUAUGGCUCUGAUAUGUUAUUUAUACCAUCAAUUACAUAUACGCAAACAAAAAAGUGAGAUAAUGUAUGCCUAUGACUCUAUACUCUGAUUAACUUCAAUUUAACCCAUAAUGAAUUCAAAGUUAAUAUUGCCAAGAAUUUAGGAUGGGAAAUAAAACAAGUUGUUGUUCUUAUACAAGUCCUCAAGCUAGUCACAGGGUAAUAAUUCCAAUAGAUCACACUCUAGCAGAGGGAGAACUAAGUGUUUCAAAUUUACAACAUAUAAGUGAGCGUGAAGGUGAUGAUGGAGAUGCUGAUCCUUCUCAAGAUCCCACAGCAAAAACUAUUUUCAUGGAACGUUCAAAAACUGCAAUAGAAAAUGGAAUGAUAAGAAGGAAGAGUCAACAUCAAAUUGCUGAUUUAAGACCCCUCAAGAAGAGUAGUUCAUGUUCUACAAUAUAUUUAGAUGAUAGCACAGUUUCUCAGCCAAAUUUGAAGAAUACUGUCAAGUGUGUAGGAUUUGCCAUUUAUUAUCAUAUAAAAAAUAGAGAUUCAGAUCGAACAAUAGAUAUAUUUGAUGAAAAACUGCAUCCAUUGACUAGAGAUGGGGUUAGUGAUGAUUAUGAUAAGCAUAAUCCUGAACAUCGUCAAAUAUAUAAGUUUGUUCGAGUUCUGUUUAAUGCAGCGCAGCUUACUGCCGAAUGUGCCAUUAUUACAUUGGUUUAUUUAGAGAGACUGUUAACUUAUGCUGAACUUGAUAUACAACCUUCUAAUUGGAAAAGAAUUGUAUUAGGUGCAAUUCUAUUAGCUUCUAAAGUAUGGGAUGAUCAAGCAGUAUGGAAUGUAGAUUAUUGCCAGAUCUUAAAAGAAAUAACAGUAGAAGAUAUGAAUGAAUUAGAACGUCAAUUUUUAGAGCUUUUACAGUUUAAUAUUAAUGUAUCAUCUUGUGUCUAUGCCAAAUACUAUUUUGACCUUCGUACAUUGGCUGAGGCAAAUGACUUAACAUUUCCAAGUGAACCUUUAAGCAAGGACCGUGCUCAAAAAUUAGAGGCAAUGUCUAGAGUAAUGGAGGAUAAGUAUACAGCAGAAGCUUUAAAAAAUGGUUUGAAGAAAUGGUCUAGUUUGGAUAAUAUUUCUAAUGGAGGUAUACCAUCAAGAAGAAGUGUUGCUAUUCUCUCAUGAUCUAGCAACAUCAGUAAAUUAAGUUCUGCUAAUUGGCAAUAUAACUUUGGUUUUAUUAUAUUUGUAGGUUAAGUAUUAAUUCGGUGGACCUAAAAAAUUUAUAUAAUUUUUAAUAAAAGAAUGAAACAGGAAAGAAAGAAGUAUUUUGUUACUUACGAAAGUCAAUAAUUUUUAUAAAUGUUUUUCAAAAUGUGUACAUUUCCCUUUAUAUAUAAUCGAUUUCCCUUCUACCACUUUACAGUGUCGGUAACUAUCUUUUUUUGCAUAGAAUAUUGCAAAAUUUCAAUUCAUUACUAUUAUGAAUCAAAAUUAUCUUAUAUUUUCCUUAAAUUCUUGUAAAUAAUAAAAUUAAUAAUUUUUUUCAAUACUAGAUAUCAAUAUGAAAUUGCUUGGAUUAACAAUCUGAGAUCAUAUGUAAUAUGUUUUAAGUUUCUAGGAGUAAUUUCUAACCUCUUAAAUAUUUCUACAAAAAAUUCUAUUCCUUCCAUUCAAUAUUGCAAUAUUCUAUUUUUUUUUCAUUAGGAAUGUAAUUAAUACUAGUCAUAAUUUUUUUUUCAAAGAUAUGAAAGAGGUGAUUUAUCAUCAUUACUACUCAUUUCUUAAAAUAUCUUUUUUUCCUACUGCUAUGUUCUAUUUAUAUAAUGAAUGAAUCAGAUAUUAUUGGAAAUAUUUUAUUACAUCUACAUAUGAUUAUAUCUAAUCUAUAUGAUUGCAUAUUCUUAGCACAUAUUUGAAGUUCAUUUCGAAUUUUUUUUUUUCUGUAACUUAUAUGUAGUAUGAACUUUGGAAAACUCCAUAGAUUUGAGUUUUUUCAUAUUGUUUCAAAUUUCCCAUUUCCUUAAAAUUACCGAUAUAAUUAAUUCCAUUUAGUAGUUAUUGGCUGGGUUCAGCGGACACAACAGUUGUAAGAAUUUUCUCUGAACGAAUCUGAUCACUGAGUGCAUAUUCAACAUGUUUGGUGAGCGGACGCCAUUUUUCUGAGCGACUUUGAAUUACGCUCACUAAGCUCAACACGUUGUGAGAACUAAGGACAUGCCCUUAGGAGAAGUGCUAACCGUAGACACGUGUUUCAGGCUUUCGGCCCUCAUCAGUACGGUGAAAAAGUGUUGGAUGAGCAACACUUGAAAGAAAACAACAAACAAACGGAGUCCACAACAGAAGCCAGCCGUCCAUUUGUGGUUUCCGCAGGAAGACCCAAUGUUUUUGGGCAACAACCAACAUCACCACGUGGGAUAUAGGUACCUCCGUGAAAACCCUACUCCUGGUAAUAAUAUGGUAAUAUUAUUACCAGGACUAGAUAAUAUGGUUUUAUUAUUACCAGGAUUAGGGUUUUCACGCAGGUAGCUAUAGCUUCCCACGUGGUGAUGUUGGUUGUUGCCCAAAAACAUUGGGUCUUCCUGCGGAAACCACAAAUGGACGGCUGACUUCUGUUGUGGACUUCGUUUGUUGUUUUCUUUCAAGUGUUGCUCAUCCAACACUUUUUCACCAUACUGAUAAGGGCCGAAAGCCCAAAACACGUGUCUGCGGUUAGCACUUCUUCUGAGGGCAUAUCCUUAUUCUUUUUCCUUGCUUUAUAACAAUACCCUCGAUUACCUUUCCACAUGUCAUGAGAACUGUCAAAACAGAGGUUUUAGAGGUUAGGUAAUUUCUAACCGUUCAAAAAACCGCUUUCUUUUCAUUUUAGGAUCUUUGAGCGCUCAGUGAUCAGAUUUGCAAUUGUAUGAUGAAAAAUUGUACUGUGGUACCUACUUUAUUUUUUAUAUUUUUGCUGGUAUCAUAAGGCAAUCAUAAACUGACAAGCAUAAGAUUUGAUAGAUUAAUAGAACAAUAUUUCAAUUUGCAUUGACAACAGUUUUUUACAAAUAUUAUUUUUUAGAUUUUUCAUUAUUUAUCAUGUAUUUGCUUGAAUAUGAUUAGAUUUGCUUUAGAAAUGUUCAUUUAUAUAUAUAGUGAAAAGUCAUAGUUGUAUAUAUUUUAAUCAAUUUUUAAGAUUUUUCAUGAGUGAUAUAACAUUCCAAAAAUAUGAUUUUUGAGCUUUUGCAAUAAAAUUGAAAAUUA
This is a messenger RNA of Harmonia axyridis, 3487 nucleotides long. Its product is annotated as cyclin-Y-like protein 1-B. The transcript is spliced from 2 exons. Gene Ontology annotation, cellular component: plasma membrane. Gene Ontology annotation, biological process: regulation of canonical Wnt signaling pathway; regulation of cyclin-dependent protein serine/threonine kinase activity. Lineage: Eukaryota; Metazoa; Arthropoda; Insecta; Coleoptera; Coccinellidae. Bases 413 to 1429 code for a protein of 338 amino acids. Gene Ontology annotation, molecular function: cyclin-dependent protein serine/threonine kinase activator activity; protein kinase binding. The record is from RefSeq and is a predicted model, not a curated record.